Molecule: messenger RNA, 3026 nt
Organism: Parasteatoda tepidariorum (common house spider)
Lineage: Eukaryota; Metazoa; Arthropoda; Arachnida; Araneae; Theridiidae
Source: RefSeq, a predicted model, not a curated record
UGCGCACUUAUGUAAAUGUUUACUGAAAUAGUUCGAUUGAUAAAAAUCACAGGAAACUAAAUUCUUUCUUUCAGUUUAAUCCGUUGCAAACCUUAUUGAAACAUUUUAAGGGUGCUACUUUGUUUUUAGUACAUAUAUAGUGAGGAAUAUAUUGAUUUAAACCACAACUAGAAGUUUAAAUAUCUUAUAUUUUACGAUAGUAAAUUGUAGAAAAUGCAGAUUCAUUUGAUUUUGGCUGUACUUACAGCAGUUAUUUGCUGCUUGCUUUUGAAAGCUUCUUGUUUGCCAUUGAAUUCUCCAAAUGAUUGCGAUUGUUCGAAUACUGGCUCCUCAAAUAGCAGAGAAAAUCAAAGAAAUGAAGAAUGUCAUUGCGAUGCCGAAGAAGAAGAUGACUCAGAUGAUGAGGAAAAUCGGGUAAAUGAAGGCGCUAAAGAAGCUUCAGAUCAAAGUAAAGAAGCAAAUAUAGUAGAUAGUAUGCUGAAAAUCGAUAAAGGAAGCAAUGAUGAAAAAGAAGAUAGCACUGACGGUAAAGAAGAUAAAAGCAAAAAUGAUGAUGACGAUAAAGAAGAAAUGACUGAAGACAAAGGUGAUAGGGAGGAAAUGACUGAAGACAAAGACGAUAAAGAAGAUAAUAAUGAAGACAAAGACAAGAAAGAAGAUAAUAAUGAAGACAAAGACGAUAAAGAAGAUAAUAAUGAGGAGAAAAACAAUAAAGAAGAUAAUAAUGAAGACAAAGACGAUAAAGAAGAAAAAACAGAAGACAAAGAUGGUAAAGAAAAGAUGUCUGAGGAAAGAGAGGAAAAGAAAGAAAUGACUGAAAAUAAAGAUACAGACGAAGGAAAAGGUGAAAGCGAAGAUAAUUCAAAACAUGAGGAAACUGAAACUUCUUCGCCGGAUGAUAAAGAUGAAAAACAUUCUUUGGCUGAUGAAAUAUGUGAAUUUGUCAAAUCUAUAACUAAUUUAGUUGUCACUGCAGCUAAGAAAAUUCAUUCUCACAAAUCAUCUACCUUGUUGAUGUUUUUAAUAUCCUCAUCAUCCUUCCCGACAUCCCCUCCGAGUGAUGAAGACAUUGAUGAAGAAUAUUACUCCUCCCCCUGUGGAAAAUUUGACGGUGAUGGUGAAUACGACAUUAUUAUUGAUGAAAAUGUGAUAGAUGAUUCUGAUGAGAGCUAUGAGGACAUGAACAUAUCGGAUAGUGAAAUAGAUGAAGAUGAUCCCACUAAUAUGGAUAAUACUUUGUUGAUGCUUUUAACUCCCUCAUCUUCAUCUCUUCCGAGUCAUCAAGACAGUGGUGAAGAUCAGUACUCCUCCUCCUGUAGAAAAUUUGACGGUGAUAGGGAUUGUGACACUAUUAUUGAUGAAAAUGUGAUUAACGAUUCUGAUAACAGUUGUGAGGAUAUAUCGGAAAGUGAAACAAACAAAGAUGAUCAUGAAGAUAUGGAUGACAUAAUAAAGUUUGUUUCAAUAGUUGCAAUUUGUGUCUACCUAGCUGCUUCAGUAGUAAACAGUCAAUCGACAGAAGAACCAGAUGUAACAAUACUGUGCCCGUGUGAUGCAGAUGAUGAAGCAUGCUUCAACGAUUGUAUGAAAGAUUACGCCUUAACAGACUGUCUAUGUGAAGAAAAUGAUGAAGCUUGCAGGGAAAAAUGCCUGGAAUAUGAAAUGGGUAGUGGAAAUUUUAGUAGUUCUGAAGAAGGUAGUUCAGAUGAAGGUAGUUCAGACGAAAGUAGUUCAGACGAAAGUGGUUCCGAAGAAAUUAGUCUCAGCCAAGAAAACGGAUCAAAUCGCCGUAAAAGACAAACUAGUAAUCAGAGAGGUCAACAAGGUCAAGGAGGAGAUCAGCAAGGCCGAGGAGGAAGUCAGCAAGGACAGAGAGACGGACAGCAAGGCCAAGGAGGAGGACAGCAUGGUCAAAGAGGAGGUCAACGAGGGCAGUCAGGUGGGCAAAAGGUCAAAACUCUAUUGAUUUUGAUUCUCUGGGCUUUUUGUUAUAUUAAUGUGUUUUGCCGUCCAACUGAAAACUGUAACUGUUCAAAUAAAAUAUCAAAUAUUAAUUCUAAUGAGGAUGUAUGCCAAUGUGGAGGUUUAUCUAGUAACAGUAAUCAAACGGAUGAUAGCAGUGAAAGUGGUCGAUAUGAACUUGAUGGAAGUAUAAAUAAACUGGAUGAUGAAAAGGAUAACAAUGAAGACAUAAAGGAGGGCGAUAAGGUAGAUGAUCUUAAAGAUAAUGAAACAGGAGAUUCAAAAAAUGAUGACGAGAAGAUCAACUCUAAUGACUCAGGCGAAAGAAUUAAAAAGGAUAUAAGUGAUGAUAACGAAAGAAGCCAAGAGGAUAAAAGUGACGAUAAUGAAAGUAGUCAAGAGGAUAAAAGUGAAGAUAAUGAAAGUAGUCAAGAGGAUAAAAGUGAUGAUAACGAAAGUAGUCAAGAGCUUAAAAGUGAUGAAGACGAAAAUAAUGAAGAGGAUAAAAGUGAUGAUAAUGAAAGUAGUCAAGAGGAUAAAAGUGACGAUAAUGAAAGUAGUCAAGAGGAUAAAAGUGAUGAUAACGAAAGUAGUCAAGAGGAAAAAAGUGAUGAUGACGAAAGUAGUCAAGAGGAAAAAAGUGAUGAUAACGAAAAUAAUGAAGAGGAUAAAAGUGAUGAUAAUGAAAGUAGUCAAGAGGAAAAAAGUGAUGAUAACGAAAGUAGUCAAGAGGAAAAAAGUUAUACUAACGACAGCAGCCAAGAGCAUAAAAAUAAUGGUGACAAAAGUAGUCAAGAGAAUAAAAAGGAAAUGAAAGUGAGGAGAGAAAAGUUUUACUUAUAUAUCCACCAAAAGAAAAUAAUUGCUUAGUUAUAAUCGAUAUACGUAAUCUUGUUAUUUAUUCGUUUUAAUACUAUAAAAAAAAUUUAUUUUAUUUAGAGUUAUACUAAAAGUAAUACAUCAAUUUAUUAUUCAGCAUUGAUCUAUCAUUUUAUAUCAGAAAGAGUAGAUUGAGAGAGACGAAGUAUAUGAUUUUAAUAAACAAAAGCGCUAUUUUGAAAAAA